Durusdinium trenchii is the source of this 864-nucleotide messenger RNA. Lineage: Eukaryota; Dinophyceae; Suessiales; Symbiodiniaceae. The record is from the annotation of a GenBank genome assembly.
AUGUCGUUGGGCGCGAUCGACUCGUCGGAACGGAGCGGCGAGUUGGAGGUGCCCGACCCCCAUGCGGGCGAGUGGGACUCGGAGAUGGGAACGAUGAGGAAGACGUGGCUUUUCUUCUUGCUUCAGUGGACCUGCCCAAGCCCUAAGCCGGAGAUGUGCCAAGACCUUCUCAGCACCGAGGAGCAGGAUGGUCACUACGUGCAAACGCUGACUGAGAAGCUCCCCAGCCUUUUCGGCGCUAAGGUCGCGGAUGAGGAGAUACCCUCUCGUGACCAGGGCCGUCAGCAGGACCUCACCGGCACGGAGUCCUGGAGCACCGUCGACGCUGUCGGCUUACGCGCCGGCGCCGACCUCGCUUCCGCGCCCUCCGAAUCGACGGAGGAGUCGGAUCCUUCCGACCUCUCGAGCACCUCGAACCCAGGCAGCGUCGGCCACCCCGAGUUGUGCCGGCGACCGUGCAUCUACUUCGCUGCCGGGCAGUGCCGCAACAGCGCUGACUGCAACUUCUGCCAUUUGUCGCACACCCACCGAUCCGCAACCCUCGACAAGAACCAGCGCCAGUUGAUCAAGGAGCUGAACAAACACGAGUUCUUGAGCGUGCUUUUGCGUUGCCUUCGAAAUAAGGCAGCUCAAGGCAGUUUCCAAGACGAGGCCCAGGCAGUCUUGCAACUCUUCGAGGAGCGUCUCAGCCAGGAGCGUGAGGAGGUCUCCCAGGCGGCAGCUAAGAUCAACAACUUCGAGAAGGCCUUGAACCGGAUGACUUUCUUCAGUGUCGCCAGCCUCAUCACUCGCGCGCACUUCGAGCAGGACUUCCUGGAUCGCUGUAAAGCGGCGGUGGGUCAGUUGCGCGCGCACUUCGACUGA